AGCGGCCAGUAAUAGCGCGAGAUCGCAACGUGUGUCGUGUUUCCUAGUUCGAAAUGUCAAGAGCAGUCGCAAGCUCAAUUAACGGCAGUUCCUACGAGCAACUGCAUCAGGGACGCACGAAUAUGUAUAAAGCAAAAGUCGACGUUGUCCUAGGCGCUCAAUGGGGCGAUGAGGGCAAAGGCAAGGUGGUCGACAUGCUGGCCUCUGAGGUGGACAUUGUGUGCAGGUGUCAGGGCGGAAAUAACGCUGGACACACCGUCGUGGCCAAUGGCACCGAAUUCGAUUUCCAUCUCUUGCCCAGUGGCGUUGUCAACGAGAAAUGCAUCUCGGUGAUCGGCAAUGGUGUCGUUAUACAUCUGCCAUCACUCUUCGACGAGGUGCUAAAGAACGAAAAGAAGGGUCUGCAGGGGCUGGAGAAACGGCUAAUUAUUUCGGAUCGCGCGCAUUUGGUGUUCGAUUUCCAUCAGUAUGUGGAUGGCAUGCAGGAGGCGGAGAAGGGUGGCAAGUCUCUGGGCACCACAAAGAAGGGCAUUGGUCCGGCCUAUUCCAGCAAGGCGACACGCAAUGGCAUACGUGUUGGUGAGCUCCUGGGCGACUUCAAUUUGUUCAGUGAAAAGUUUAAAUCGAUUGUCACCACACACUUGCGUCUGUUCCCAUCAAUAAACGUCGAUGUGGAGGGCGAGUUGGCACGAUACAAGAACUAUGUAGAGAAGGUGCGGCCGUAUGUCAAGGAUACGAUUUGCUUUUUGCACACGGCCCUACGAAAUGGCAAGACCAUAUUGGUGGAGGGUGCCAAUGCUGCCAUGCUGGACAUUGAUUUCGGCACAUAUCCUUAUGUGACGAGCAGCAAUUGCAGCAUUGGUGGCGUCCUGACGGGUCUGGGACUGCCGCCACAAACCAUUGGCGAGGUAAUCGGUGUGGUCAAGGCGUACACAACACGCGUGGGCGACGGCCCGUUCCCUACGGAACAGCUAAAUGAAAUUGGCGACCUGCUGCAAACUCGCGGCUUUGAGGUGGGCGUGACCACGAAACGUAAGCGACGAUGUGGCUGGCUGGACAUACCGCUGCUGAAGUACACUUCGCUGGUCAACGGCUACACGUGCAUUUGUUUAACCAAGCUGGAUAUUCUGGAUACUUUGCCCGAAAUCAAAGUGGCCGUCAGCUAUAAGCGCAGCAAUGGCGAAAAGCUGGAUCACUUCCCCGGCACUAUUGCCGAGCUUGGUAGCAUUGAGGUGGAGUACGCAGUACUUCCCGGCUGGCAAACGUCGACGGAAGACAUACGCAACUUCAAGGAGCUUCCCGAGAAUGCACAAAACUAUGUACGCUUCUUGGAGAGUGAGCUCAGCGUUCCCGUGCGCUGGGUGGGCGUGGGCAAGGGCCGCGAGUCGAUAAUUACUGUACAUUAGUUAACUAUAUAUAUCUGAAUACGUGUAUAGUGUGAGACAGAAACGCUUUAAAGGAAUCCCAUUUAAUAAUCCCCAAUAGACGCCGGUAUGGUGUUUAUGUUUAACUUACCUAACUAUUCACAAAUCAUGUACUUCUGACUAUCUACAAAAAUGGACACAAAUUUUUUUUUAGUUUUUUGCCUUUGUAAGCUUUAUAUGAUAGUUUAAAUUUCACGUCACAUGUAAUAUGUAAACAGGUUCGCUUAUUGCACACAAAUGUUAAGGAAAAAUACGGCUACAUACUUCUUAGUUUUAAGAACCAUCGAGUGCAGUUUCUAAAUUUUGUUUUGUGAAAAUGGAAGCAAAUAUUUUUACGGUAGCUCAUUAAAGUUGUUUUAAUAUUUAAAUACAACAACAUUGUGCUCUAACUUGUGUAAUUGUGUUGCAAGAAAUAUACAAAGAUUUUAAUUGAA
Molecule: messenger RNA, 1858 nt
Organism: Scaptodrosophila lebanonensis
Lineage: Eukaryota; Metazoa; Arthropoda; Insecta; Diptera; Drosophilidae
Gene: Adss
Product: adenylosuccinate synthetase
Exons: 5
Coding region: 54-1406 (450 amino acids)
Biological process (GO): 'de novo' AMP biosynthetic process; IMP metabolic process
Cellular component (GO): cytoplasm
Molecular function (GO): adenylosuccinate synthase activity; GTP binding
Source: RefSeq, a predicted model, not a curated record